GAAUUGGAGCAAAGCAACGAAGGGUUACGUUCACAAUUCAAAGAUUUUGAAGAAAAGGUUAGAGAAAAAGCAAAAGCCAAGCAAGAAAUUAUUAAUAAUUUAGGAGAAAAGAUUAAAGAACUACCCUUUUAUGGUAUGGAAUUGGAGUGA
Messenger RNA from Funneliformis mosseae, 150 nucleotides. The record is from the annotation of a GenBank genome assembly. Lineage: Eukaryota; Fungi; Glomeromycota; Glomeromycetes; Glomerales; Glomeraceae.